GUCUCCGACUGAUGACGUAUCACGAGUACACGAGAACGCAAGUACGCACAAGUACGCAUAUUGAUAAACGCCCGUGGAAUGGAAGCGGCAGAGCGAGCCACUGCCCCUUCCAUCAGUUUUCUGCCGUUUCUUUGUGAGCGAGGAAAUCGAAACAGUUAAAAGUUAUAUCUGCUGCCAACAAGAGAAGAAUCAUGGUUCAAGCCAAGCUCUGGGCAAUGACUAAACACUUUGACGGCUUCCCUAAAAACAGUGACUUUGAGCUGAAGGUGGAGGAGCUCCCUGAGCCUAAAGAUGGAGAGGUGCUUCUGGAAGCUGAGUUUCUCAGUGUCGACCCGUACAUGAGGCCGUUCAGCAGAUUUCGCAUGAAGGAAGGAGAUGUGAUGAUUGGAACUCAGGUGGCCAAAGUGAUCCAGAGUAAAAAUCCAGCGUUUCCUGUGGGAAGCCACGUUGUGAGUAACAGUGGGUGGAGAACCCACACACUCAGUGAUGGGACCGGCCUCAUUCCCAUCCUGUCUGAGUGGCCUAAAGAUGUGUCCCUGUCUCUGGCUCUGGGUACCAUCGGGAUGCCCGGACUGACGGCUGUUUAUGGGAUAGAAGAAGUGUUGGGACUCCAGAAGGGUGAGACCCUGCUGGUGAACGCUGCAGCUGGAGCGGUGGGCUCCGUGGUGGGACAGAUCGCCAAGAUCAAGGGCUGUAAGGUGGUGGGCUCGGCGGGCUCUGAUGCCAAAGUGGCUUACCUCAAAGAGCUGGGAUUUGAUGAGGCCUUCAACUACAAAACUGUGGGUUCCCUGGAGGAGGCUCUGAGGAAGGCUUCACCUGAAGGAUACGAUUGCUUCUUUGAAAACGUGGGAGGUUCUUUUUCAACUGCUGCUCUGGAGCAGAUGAAGAACUGUGGAAGAAUAGCUGUGUGUGGAAGUAUCUCCACCUACAAUGACAGUGAACCCCAGACAGGUCCGUAUCCCUACUUCACCAUGAUCAUAAAGCAGCUGAAGAUGGAGGGUUUUAUGCAAAGCAGGUGGCAGCACAAGCACCCUGAAACCCUCAAGAGACUGUUAGCAUGGGUGAAAGAGGGCAAACUGCAGUGUCGGGAGCACGUCACAAAAGGCUUUGAAAACAUGCCGGCUGCUUUUAUGGGGAUGCUGCAGGGAGAAAACAUCGGCAAGGCCGUCGUCGCAGUCUGAAGAGAAACAAGAGUUCACUGCAAGAGAGCCAGCAUUACUGAAAACUGCCAUUAUUACACAAUCUAUGAAUUAAAGAAGGAUCGAUCAAUAACCAUACAGUUAACAGAAUAAUUUCACAUUAACAUUUCACUAUUUUUUUUUUGUGUACUCCUAUAUAUAGUAAUAGCAGUUAAGCGACUCUGGGACACUUUAGUCAUUCAAAGAAAUAGGAUUUCUAAUCGAAAAGCAUUAGUUCAUAAAUGUAAAAUGUGAUUCAAGUUUACAUUUAGACUGUUUGUGUUUCACCACCAUCUUCAUCAUUCAGGAGCGUCUGAAACCUGAAUGAAAUUUUACUCAAGAAAAAGGAAAACGGUGAUUAGUCAAAGGAUGUUGUGGUGGAUUUUUGUGUGAUAUGUAUAACUAUGUAACUAUAUACACUAUAUAUCUAUGUGCACUGAACAUAUAUAUUUUAACUUUCAUAUAGAGUCUUAAGCACAAGACAUUUUUGCUUCAUCGAGGUUUAUUAAGUUGAUACAGUAACAGGGCAGUUAAUGCUGUUGAGAGUUCUCCUGCAUAAUUUACUCUCCGGUAACUAACCUUCCCUAAUACACGCUCAACGACUUUCAUGCAGCACAACCAAAACAGUAACAUUGUAACAGAGAUCCUGAACACAUCACGAUAAAAUACCUAUUGUGAUAAGCCAGAGCAAGGGGUACUCAGAGUCCUGACUGGCCUUUGGCCAAGACCUUGGCAGCUACCUGACCCCAGCAGCUGUGCUGGGCGUGUGGGAAAGUUACCCAGCAGCAGGGGGCGGCGAUACUGGUCCCUAUAUUAGGGGACCAGAGGACGCCCCCAGAGCUCUUUUUUCCUCCUGCUGCUGCUACC
Molecule: messenger RNA, 2045 nt
Organism: Oreochromis aureus
Lineage: Eukaryota; Metazoa; Chordata; Actinopteri; Cichliformes; Cichlidae
Product: prostaglandin reductase 1-like
Exons: 9
Coding region: 192-1181 (329 amino acids)
Biological process (GO): prostaglandin metabolic process
Cellular component (GO): cytoplasm
Molecular function (GO): 2-alkenal reductase [NAD(P)H] activity; 15-oxoprostaglandin 13-reductase [NAD(P)+] activity
Source: RefSeq, a predicted model, not a curated record